AUGGCACCCGUACCCACCGAGACAGCGGGCUGGACCGCGUCCGGCCCGACGAGCUCAGCCUCGGGCUCGACGAGAGCAACAACGCCCGAGCUCUCGCUCGUCCCCAAAACCAGAAAGAAGGCAUGUGUCGUCGGCCUCGGCAUGGUCGGUAUCGCUUUCAUCGAGAAGCUGCUCAAGUAUGACCUUCAAGGUGGCCGCGACGAAUGGGAGAUCACCGUCUUUGGAGAGGAGCCUCACAUCGCCUACAACCGUGUCGGACUCACGCAGUAUUUUGCCAACCGCUCCAUCGAGUCGCUCUAUCUCAACGAGCUCAACUGGUACAGCUCGCACGCGAAAGGCAAGCUCACGUACCACACCUCGGACCCCGUGGUGGCCAUUGACGCCGAGAAGAAGCAAGUGCGCACACAGCGCGGAAUCGAGUUCUCGUACGACGAGUGCAUCCUUGCCACCGGGUCGGACGCUUCGCUACCGCCUUACAUCACAAGAGACCAAUUCUACAGCACAAAGGGCACCUUUGUCUACCGCACCAUCAAAGACCUCGACGAUAUCAUCGCAUAUGCAGUGGAUGCGCCAAAGACGCUCGGCCGCCGCAUCCGCAAGGCGGGUGUGAUCGGAGGAGGUCUCUUGGGCCUCGAAGCGGCCAAAGCACUUCUCGACCUCGAGGAGGUCGACCAAGUUGUUUUGGUCGAGCGCAACCGAUGGGUUCUGUCUCGCCAGCUCGACCAGGAGGGCGGUACACUCGUCUUGCAGAAAGUUCGCGAUCUCGGAGUCGAGGUCCUUCUCCAGGGUCGCGUCCGCGACCUCAUUUGGUCCGAAGACGGGCGUCUGACAGCCAUGAUGAUGCAAGGCAACGAUGGCAACCCGGACGAGCCCUUCGACAUCGACAUGCUGGUCUUUGCAGUCGGCAUCAAGCCUCGCGAUGAGCUCUCCAACGAGGUGCCGGGACUCGAAGUCCAGAAGCGCGGCGGAGGCUUCGUCGUCGACGACCAGCUCCGCACCGGCGUGCCCGGAGUCUACGCGAUCGGCGAAUGCGCGUCGUUCGAAGACCAGACCUACGGCCUCAUUGCACCCGGUAUCGAGAUGGCCGAAGUCCUCGCUUUCAAUCUGACAGAGGGCCCCCAUCAUGCAAUGCGCAAGAUGAAGUCGCCCGACGUUUCGACCAAGCUCAAACUGAUGGGCGUCGACGUUGCGUCCUUCGGUGACUUCUUUGCGGACCAAGGCAAGAUCAGCAAACCCCUUCCCAUUUCCGGUGCUCCAAGGCGGGGCAAGGCGAGCGCUGCUGCGGCUCCCAUGACAGCGGACGAAAUCAAGAAGUCGGUCAAGGCGCUCACUUACCGGGACCCCUUCUCGGACGUGUACAAGAAGUACAUUUUCACGGCCGAUGGCAAGUACCUUCUGGGCGGCAUGAUGGUCGGCGAUGUCAAGGACUAUGUCAAGCUCGUGGCACUUUGCAACAAGGGCGCUGCUAUCGAGAAGCCGCCCGCUGAGCUCAUCAUCGGAGCCAAGAAGGAAGGCGAAGAAGAAGGCGAUGACCUUCCCGACGAAGCACAGGUCUGCAGCUGUCACAACGUAACAAAGGGCGAUCUCAUUCGCUGUGUCAAGGACGGCGGAGUCCGCUCGGUCGGCGAAAUGAAGUCCUCCACCAAAUGCGGCACUGGUUGUGGAGGAUGUCUCCCGCUCAGCCAGAGCAUCCUCAACAAGGCCCUGAAAGAAGCGGGUGUCGAGAUCUCCAACCAUCUGUGCGCGCACUUUGCCUACACACGACAGGAGCUCUACCAGAUCAUCAAGUUCAAGAAGCUCAAGGACUUUACUUCUGCCAUGCAGGCUGUUGGAAAGAAGGCCGACAGCCUUGGCUGCGAGGUAUGCCGUCCUGCAGUUGGCUCGAUCCUGUCCUCGCUAUACAACGACUGGAUUAUGAACCCGCAACAGCGACAGACGCAAGACACCAACGACCGCUAUCUCGCCAACGUGCAGCGCGAUGGUACCUACUCGGUCGUUCCCCGCCUGCCUGCCGGUGAAGUCACCCCUGCUGGGCUCAAGGUGAUUGGAGAGGUGGCUGAAGAGUACGGGCUGUACACAAAGAUCACUGGUGGCCAGCGCAUCGACAUGUUCGGUGCCAAGAAGCAGGAUCUGCCUGCGAUCUGGGAGAAGCUCGUCAACGCCGGCUUCGAAUCCGGUCAUGCCUACGGCAAAGCGCUGCGCACGGUGAAGUCGUGCGUGGGCAGCACAUGGUGCCGAUACGGUGUCGGUGAUUCGGUUGGCCUCGCACACGAGCUCGAGACGCGCUACAAGGGUCUGCGCGCCCCGCACAAGUUCAAAGGCGGUGUCUCGGGCUGUGUGCGCGAAUGUGCCGAGGCUCAAGGCAAGGACUUCGGCCUCAUUGCAACCACCAAGGGCUGGAACGUCUACGUCGGCGGCAAUGGCGGUGCCAAGCCUCGCCACGCCGAGCUCAUCGCCGAGGACGUCACGCGACGCGAGGCGAUCAAGAUUCUGGAUCGCUUUAUCCUCUUCUACAUCCGCUCUGCCGACAAGCUCGAGCGCACGGCGCGCUGGAUCGAGAAGUUCCCUGGCGGACUCAAGGGGCUCAAGGAGGUGAUUGUCGAUGACAAGCUGGGCAUCUGCCAGGAUCUCGAGCGCGAGAUGGAGGUACUGGUAGGCACCUACCACUGCGAAUGGACCAAGGUGGUUCGCGAUCCAGCGCGCCAAAAGGCGUUCCGCCAGUUCAUCAACACGGACGAGACGCAGGAGGUGUCGGAGAAGCUGUCUGAGCGUGAACAGCAGCGUCCCGUCGACUGGCCGACCGAGUCGGGUCCCUUGCACUUUAGCAUUUUGGAUGUUGCCAAGGAAGCAGUGUGGGAAUGGCGCGCGGUGUGCAAAUACUCGGAUCUCGACCCGCAGGUGGACUCGCCUUCGUCGGCCACGAUCAAGUACGGUGACACCCAGAUCGCGGUAUGGAACAUCCCGGGGCGCGGCGUGCGAGCUGCGCAGAACAUGUGCCCACAUCGACGUGCUUUUGUGCUCGCAGAUGGUCUGGUAGGCGAGGACGACAAAGGAAGAGAGUACGUCUCGUGUCCUCUGCACAAGCGCAACUACAUCCUUUCCGCCAAAGCGGAAGAGGAGGGUGGAAAGUGCAACGACGGCGACUUCUCAAUCAUGACCUUCGAAGCCAAGCUGGACAAAGACCAAGACCUUGUCUUCCUCAAGCUUCCUCCGACCGAGGCUCUCGAUGCGGUCCUCUUGACUUCCAAGUGGAUGCUGCGUCGAGCGACCGAAGAGUCAGAUGCUCUGGCUGGCGGUCAAACGCACUCGGUCGAGAUCACCGGACCUCUGGAUAUGGACCAGCUCGAGUCUUCAUCGGGGCCAAAGAGAGGCUCGGGAUCGGUGACAGCUCCGAUCAAGGCUUCCUGCGGAGAAGCGUCGCUCGACUGUUCGAUGACCAAAGUACGAGAGCUGAAGCCAGAGAAGCAUUUGGCGGGUCUGGGUGGAAGCGGUGGCAACUCGGCCGACGAUCCUGCCGCGUCUUUCGUUCUGAUUGGCGACCAAUCAAUCUGCCUCUCGAAGCCGCUGCGAGAUGCCGAACGAGGAGCUGCUUAUCAGGAGAAACGCGCGUCAGCUUUGAACGCCACACCGCCUGUCACUUGGAAGAGCCUCGCGAGCCGACGCGCAUUUGGACAGCUCUGGGGCAGCGCAGGAAUUCGCGCGGGCAACGGCAGUUAG
Messenger RNA from Moesziomyces antarcticus, 3717 nucleotides. RefSeq names its product nitrite reductase NiiA. The coding region runs from base 1 to 3717 and encodes 1238 amino acids. The record is from RefSeq and is a predicted model, not a curated record. Gene Ontology annotation, molecular function: nitrite reductase [NAD(P)H] activity; 2 iron, 2 sulfur cluster binding; heme binding. Lineage: Eukaryota; Fungi; Basidiomycota; Ustilaginomycetes; Ustilaginales; Ustilaginaceae. The transcript has 4 exons.